Messenger RNA from Alternaria burnsii, 1014 nucleotides. RefSeq names its product rna polymerase rpb4 family protein. Gene Ontology annotation, molecular function: translation initiation factor binding; nucleotide binding. Lineage: Eukaryota; Fungi; Ascomycota; Dothideomycetes; Pleosporales; Pleosporaceae. Gene Ontology annotation, biological process: positive regulation of translational initiation; mRNA export from nucleus in response to heat stress; transcription initiation at RNA polymerase II promoter. The transcript has 5 exons. The annotation marks the transcript as partial. Gene Ontology annotation, cellular component: P-body; RNA polymerase II, core complex. The record is from RefSeq and is a predicted model, not a curated record.
AUGGAAGGAGAGUCGGAAAAUGCGCCGCCGCAGAGGCAGGAGCCGCCUGUGUUCAAAGCCCCAAGGCUGGUCUCGCGCCCAAAGCCCCCGGUGCAACAAGAGGAGGAGAUGGGCUCUGAGAUCAAGCUGGGCGACUUUGAAGAUGUCCAUGCUCUGUCCGUCUCCGAAGCGCGCGCCGUCGUCACAGCCGUCCACGAGGCACGAAAGAAGAAGGACCCCGAGAACAACCCGCUGCGCGACCGGAUAUACAACGACAGCAUAACCAUCACGCAGUUUCUCGAUUACCUCGACAACUUCGCCCGGUACAAGGAAGAAGACAGUCUGCACUCGAUUGCUGCCCUCUUCGAUGCCCACCCAGAGAUCUCCGUUGUCGAGAAGGCGCUGCUGGGAACGCUGACUCCGGAUACCGCCGAGGAAGCCACUACGCUCAUUCCCUCGCUCAACAUGGACGAGGAAGAGCUCCAGUUGAUUCUGGACGAGCUGAACAAAAUGCGCUUUACUUCUUUUCUGCUCGGUCACGGUCGCUUCUCCGCCGCUGUCCAGGACUCUACACCACCUGAAUCUGACGACGAGCUUGAAACUGAAGCCUCCAGGAAGCGUCGUUUACAACAAGAGCUUAGGCGCACUCGUCAGGUAUCUCGUAUCUACAGUACCGUCCUAACACGCAAAGACACUGAACAGACUCUGGGAACGCUAAAGCAACUCGAAUCCGACAUCGAUGCUCAGAUCGAGAGCUUCCACGACAUGGGUGUUGCGUCUCAGAAGAAGCGUAAAGAGAUAAUUGACGAAUUCACUACGCGUGGUCAGUUCGUCCUUCAAAAUGGUAUCAAGGUGUUAGAGCGGUUCGGAGAUGCUCAAGGGCUGGUGCGGGUUCUUCUUGGAGCGUUCACGGAAUUGAAUAAGGGUGUACGGGAUGUCGUGGCGGUUUAUCAACGGCAAAUCAAGAAGCCGUUGGGUGAUGCAAUCAAGGAAAUCGGGAAGGCGCUCCGUAGAAAAGAUGACUGGACUGAUCUG